Aspergillus mulundensis is the source of this 3390-nucleotide messenger RNA. Its product is annotated as putative mRNA splicing factor RNA helicase (Cdc28). NCBI's taxonomy places the organism in Eukaryota, Fungi, Ascomycota, Eurotiomycetes, Eurotiales, Aspergillaceae. The record is from RefSeq and is a predicted model, not a curated record. Bases 1 to 3390 code for a protein of 1129 amino acids. The transcript has a single exon. Gene Ontology annotation, molecular function: ATP binding; RNA binding. Gene Ontology annotation, cellular component: catalytic step 2 spliceosome; intracellular anatomical structure.
AUGGACCAUCGCACUUUCGUCUCCGAUUCCCUCCUUCGCCUAGCGAAUGCGUCGGACCCUACCGUCGUCGACUUCAUUCUCGCCACCGCGACAUCCGCAAAAUCGUCUUCGUCGCUGCAAGAUAAGAUAGCGCCUUUUCUGGAUGCCGGUGCAGACGAGGUCAGUUCGUUUUGCUCGGAGCUUUAUAAACGAGUUGGGAAGUCUGCAACUACCACAAUUACCACCGCUGGGACCAGCAGCGGGAGUCGAAACGCGAAAGCUAGUGCAGCGGCGAAAGAGAAGAAAAGAUAUUGUCUCCUGAAUAUGGAUGAGAUUGAUGAUGAAGCUGCGAGUGGAAGCGGGAGUUCUCUGGGGCCGAGAAAUGUCGAAUCCGAUAGAAAAGAAAGUGACCGAAGGAGACGCGAUAAAGAGCGUGACGAGGACAGGGAUAGUAAGAGUCGCGGUGGUCGCUGGGAGAAGGAUGAGAGUCGGAAGAGGGACCGCGAGCAUAGCCGGGACCGGCAUCGGUCAAAGAAGUUGAGGCGGCGCGACGUUGAUGAUUUCGAAGACCGGUGGGGUGACGAGGAGGUUUUGGAAGAGGAGGAACUGCAGGAUGCUGAAGAGGAGUUUGAGGAGUCGCCGGCAAAGAGAGCGAGGCUAGACGAUGGUUCUGCAUCACCGCGUCCAAGAGCGAGUUCGGCGGAUCUGGACCCCGAAGAACGAAAAGAGCGUGACCGAAAACGAGACCUCGAGGAGCGCGAUGCGUUGGCGAAGCGGCUGGCGAACAAGGAUGACAAGCGGUCGAAGAAGAUCGUGGAGGACCGGACGAAGGAUAGUGAGGCGGCUAGGCGACGAGCAUUGGCAGAUGAUUCCAAGGCCCGGGCGGCUGCUAUGCCAGAUCUCAGGCUGAGAUCGAGACAGGAGUAUCUUAAGAAACGUGAAACAGAACGGCUAGCUCUAUUAAGAAGGCAGGUUGCGGAGGAGACGCAGGAAUUGCGCGAGAAUCCGAAUCUGACGCGGAAGGAGAAGGACGAGUUUGCGCGCAAUCGGGAGGUGCUGCGCGUUGCGGAAGAGAGACUACGCAUUGACGAUCAUCGCGACGGAUAUAUGAUGCCGGAGGACUAUAUAACGGAGAAGGGCAAGAUUGAUCGAAAGAAAAAAGAGGAUGCUCUCUACAAGCGAUACGUGGACCGUGAUGAAAUGGGCCAGGAGAAGUUCGUUACUGAGCACGAGGAAUGGGAGUUGGAGCAAUCUGCAAAGGCGAAAGCUCAGAUAAACCGGGCUGAGUUCGUGGAUGAGGGCGACUACGAGUAUGUCUUUGAUGACACGCAGAAGAUCAACUUCAUCGCAGACGCCCAGAUGAAGGGUACGCGCAAGAUGAUGACCCAGGAGCAACGGAUGCUGCAGGAGAAGCUUGACCAGGCUGAGCAGAAGGCACAAAGUAUCGAAGACACCCGGAAAAAGCUGCCGAUCUAUCAGUUCCGUGAUCAGAUCAUUCAAGCAGUUCAAGAUCAUCAGGUGCUGAUUAUCGUCGGAGAAACGGGUUCUGGAAAGACGACGCAGCUUCCGCAGUACCUCCAUGAGGCAGGAUACACGAAGAACGGGAUGAAGGUUGGCUGCACGCAGCCACGACGAGUCGCAGCCAUGAGUGUGGCCUCACGCGUUGCAGAAGAGAUGGGUGUCAAGCUAGGCAAUGAAGUUGGAUACUCAAUUCGAUUCGAAGAUAACACUAGCGACAAAACGGUGCUGAAGUAUAUGACGGACGGUAUGUUGUUGCGUGAGCUUCUUACAGAGCCGGAUCUGGGACAGUAUUCAGCCCUAAUGAUUGAUGAAGCACACGAGCGUACAGUGCCGACAGAUAUUGCUUGUGGACUUUUGAAGGAUAUCGCAAAAGCGCGCCCGGAUUUAAAGCUACUGAUUUCUUCUGCGACUAUGGAUGCGCAGAAAUUCCAAAGCUAUUUUGAUAACGCGCCAAUCUUCAAUAUUCCUGGACGCAUGUACAAUGUCGACAUUCAUUAUACGCAACAACCCGAAGCCAACUACCUUGCUGCUGCUAUCACAACAGUCUUUCAGAUUCACGUCUCCCAAGGGCCGGGUGAUAUCCUCGUUUUCUUCACUGGUCAGGAAGAAAUCGAGGCGGCUGAGCAGAGUUUACAGGAGACUGCAAGAAAGCUCGGGAAUAAGAUACCUGAAAUGAUCAUAUGUCCAAUCUACGCCAAUCUACCGUCUGAUCUACAGGCCAAGAUCUUCGAGCCGACACCACCAAAAGCGCGGAAGGUGGUGUUGGCUACUAAUAUCGCGGAGACUAGUUUGACGAUUGACGGGAUUGUUUAUGUCAUUGACCCUGGCUUUGUCAAGGAAAACGUCUUCAACCCCAGGACCGGCAUGGAGAGCUUAGUAGUGACGCCCUGCUCGCGAGCAUCAGCAAACCAACGAGCGGGUCGAGCUGGUCGCGUCGGGCCAGGAAAAUGCUUCCGCUUGUAUACCAAGUGGGCGUACUACAAUGAAUUGGAAGAGAGCACGACGCCUGAGAUUCAGCGGACGAACUUGAGCAGCGUGAUUCUCAUGCUGAAAUCGCUGGGAAUAGACCAGCUGCUCGAAUUCGACUUUAUGGAUCCUCCACCGGCAGAGACAAUUAUUCGAGCAUUGGAGCAGCUCUAUGCGCUAGGAGCACUGAAUGAUCGUGGAGAACUUACCAAAAUCGGGCGGCAGAUGGCUGAAUUCCCAACAGACCCGAUGCUGGCCAAGGCAAUCUUGGCCGCAGACAGUCAAGGCUGCGUGGAAGAAGUUCUAUCUAUUGUUUCUAUGCUCGGCGAAGCCAGCGCACUCUUCUUCCGACCAAAGGACAAGAAGAUCCAUGCGGACAGCGCUCGCAAUCGAUUCACCAUCAAAGACGGCGGCGAUCACCUAACCCUCCUCAACAUCUGGAACCAAUGGGUGGACUCCGACUUCAGCUACGUAUGGGCGAAGGAAAACUUUCUCCAACAGCGCAGUUUAACCCGAGCACGCGACGUGCGCGAUCAACUCGCUAAACUCUGUGACCGCGUCGAGGUAACCGUCAGCUCUUGCGGCUCAAACAACAUCGUCCCGAUUCAAAAGGCCAUCACUGCCGGCUUCUUCCCGAACGCAGCGCGUCUCCAGCGCGGCGGCGACAGCUAUCGCACCAUAAAGACAGGACAAACGGUGUACCUACAUCCGUCGAGUACGUUGUUCGAGGUCAACCCGCGGUGGGUGAUCUAUUUCGAGCUGGUCCUUACGAGUAAGGAGUACAUGCGCAGUAACAUGCCUUUGCAGGCGGAGUGGCUGGUCGAGGUUGCACCGCAUUACUACAAGAAGAAGGAUCUCGAUACGCUAGGCACAGAGAAGAAGCCUAAGGGACAGGGGGCGGCAGGGGAGAAGAGCCGUGAUUGA